AUGGUACCGAAAAAGAAGUCAGUAUCUAGGAAUAAUGAUCAACAACGUAUAGAGAAUAAAAAUACCAUCGAACAUGUCUAUGAUAUGGAUAGAAUCCCGGUAAAGGAACUCUCACUAUUUAGAGAUUAUAACCCUAUUGAUGAAGUAUUUAAAGAUUGGAAGUUUAUUUCAUCAAUAAAACAUUUGGAAAAAUUAUUUUUGAAUGAAAAAUAUUUAAACGAUUCUUCACUUAUACCGUCCUUAUUAUUAGAAGCAUCGGUGAUUAUAUUUCUUACUACUAGAUCAGGGAUAUCUAUCCUAAAAGUAUUGCAUCACAUAGUUUACUUCAGUGAACCAAAAGAUCCUCUCCAGGUUUCAUUAAUUAAUCUCAAAAGAUGGUUAGAAAAAAAUAAAGAGAUUCAUAGAGGUUAUAAAAAUAUGAGAGAGAAUUGGGAUAGUAAUCAACAAAUUUAUUUACUCAAAUUGUUAAGGUUUCUUAUAUUGAAUAGAGAUGAAUCUAUAGAUAUAACCCAGUAUCAUAAUUGCUUGCAUAAAAUAUCUCUAUCAUCGUUAAUUGAUUCACCUUCAAAUAAGGCUUCUUUCAUAUUGGAUGAAAAUUAUAAUUUAUUGUUGGAUUUUAUCAUUUAUUUCCAACCAUUGAUAGAUACUAUCCUUGAACUGGCUUUGAGAUCAUUUUUAAUGAAAAUUGUUGUGUUAAAAUAUAAACGAACUUAUGAAUUUAAUGAUCAAUAUAUGUGGUAUUCAUUUGACUGUGAAAAAUAUUAUUAUAAUACAGUGCCAUUAAGUUAUGCUUACUUGGCAACAAUGCCAUUGGCACGAAGUGAGAUGGCAAGUACCUUGCAAAACGGAGGAGUUGGAACUGAUUAUAAUAAAAUAGAUGAUGUGAAUUCUCUAGCCGGUUCAAACGGUAAGGCAAAUAUUUCUCAGUGGUUGAAUGGAAUCAUCAUUAAAAAACAGUCUUAUCUUGAUGAAUCUAAUGGCGCAAGUGAUUCUGUUAUACAAGCUCCGAUAAACAAAGACGAACUCAUAUUUUCUUGGGAACUUGAUGAAUCUAAUAGAACCAUAAAGGUACCUAAUAUGGUUCAGCAAACUGUCUCAAGACAUUCUAUUAUUUCACGUCUACUGAAACUGGAAACACUUGACUCUCCUUUUUUACUAACUCAAUUUAAAGUUUUGUCUGGGUUAGUGGAUCCUCUCACUCAGCCGCUCCCGAAUGAUACUCAAAUUAUAUCGAUAGAUCUACUUUAUCAAAUGUUCAUAGGUUUGAUUGUCAAGCAUUAUAAAGUAAAUAACUUGGUUGUGGAUGAUGGAUUUGACUGGCGGUUUUUGGUGUGCUUCAAUAUGCAAAAAAUCAUACGUCAGUCAUUAAAGAAGUUGAAUUGUGAGGAUUAUGAGAGAUUAACAUCAGUUACCAAUAAUUCAGAAAAACAUUGGAAAGGUAAUUUGCAUAAAUGGCUUCCAAAGGGGAUGAAUACGCAGGAUUUAGAGCUGGUAUAUAUGAUAAACAUUAUGGCUGUUUACACAAUAUAUUCCCUAUAUUCUCAUUUACCGAUCCAGAUGAAUCCAUUUCUUUCGUCAAUGAUACAAUUAUGGAAAAAUCUUUCUUGUGUUAUAUUACUAGGUCUGGAGAUUGAUAGAAUGGAAGAGGUUCAUGAAACAUUUGAAACACCAUUAAUGGUUAGGGCAACUAUAAGAGGAUCAGCAGCUCUCCGCGUAGUUGUUGCAACUGUUUUGAAUCAGCAUGUCGAGGUUAAUCAGCAUGAUUUUAAACACGAACCAUUCAAUACAUUCAUGUCACCCUAUGGUAGAAAAUUAUGUCAAGGUUCAUUAUUGGCAGACCUGAGAACUCAUUCAGCUUCAAUGUUUGCAUUAGGAUGCGGUGUUACGGAUAUCACUGAAUUAUUAGCUGAUUUACAAGCAGGUGAUAGGUUUGACGAAGAUGUCAGGUAUAUGUUUGAAUAUGAAUAUGAUGAUUAUAACGAUAUAGAAUACGAGGAUGAUGAAAAUAGAACAACAGACGAAGGUAGUGAAAAGGUUAGACGGAGGUGCCAUUGUAUAUUUGAAGAUGAUAAGAUUGCACAGGAAACUAGUCAUGUUGCUCACGAUAAAGCCAACCAUGAUGAAUGGGAUGGAGAAACACGAACAGAUAGAGGUGAGAAGAGCGGUGAUGACCAAUUAGCUUCAAGGAUCAAAUCCUCAUUUGAAUUUGAUUAUAGUGGUAAAGAUUGGAGAGAUGUCCCUCGUGGAUUUAAUUUUUAUUUUUCUCCCAAUUACAAAUUUAUAAAAUAUCCUAAAUUAGAAGAUGUCUAUAAAUUGAUAUUGAAGGCUACAUCUGAUAAAUUGAGCGAGGAUGAGGCAAAAACAUUGUUAAAAUCUGUUGCAUCUUGUGUGAAAAUUGAACAAGAACAAAUACUAAUUCAAAAUGCGGGUCUAGACCUCGCUGGACAACAAUUAGAUGAUGAUAAUUCCAAAUUAGUUACACCUGAUGAUAUAUAUGAGAUAUGGUGUGAAGAAUCAGCAUUUGAAAGAAUGUUGUACCAAAAUCAGCAACUUUCUUGGAGAUUAAUGGACGAAAUGUUAAUGUGUAGUGGGUAUAGAAGGGUUCUUAUUUGGUUUAUCACUCAUACUGAAAUAAAUCAUUCUUUAAUUCAUUAUAUUUUUGAAUUGGCAAUGGGGCUUAGAGGUCAGAAAUUUGAUAUGAACGUUGAUGAACAAGGGAAGAAAAAUGAUUUACUAUCUAAUUUGAUGGUUGACAAAGAUGAAAAGUGCGAUCCACAGGAUAUGUUUAAAUUUUCCAGACAAGGUAAUAUUAUAUUAUCUAAUAUUGAAAACAAAAUGUUAUUACAGGAAUUUUUCACGAGUGCUGCGAUAUAUUUUACCACAAUCGAUGGUCAUGAUCGUGCAAACUUGUCAACAGAUUCAUUAGAUGAUGACCUAAAUCAUGCUAUUAAAGAAGGUGAUAAUGUUUCUUUGUACUCCAUUGGGCUAAUUAAGUUGAUUUGUUAUAUGGUCCAAACCCUGAUGAAGAGUAAUAAAUUUGAUUUUAGCAAAUCAGAAUGUACUUUUGAAUUACAAACAUUGUUAAUAAAUUGGAUCGGUAUAAUUCCAGAAGCACAAGAAUUGUUUUUCAGUUUGAAGAGUGCAAUGGCCAAGGAUGAUAAUGAUGAGGAGAAAUACGAAGAAUCAGAAGUGGAAGAGGGUAAUGAAGAACUAAUUUCCAGUUCUACAAGAAACUCGCGUGAUUCAACGAACAAUUCAAGUACAAUAAAUGAUCCAAUAGGUGGAGAACAAUCAAUUUCUAAGUAUAAUGAUAUGUUAUUGAAAUUACUACCGGUGAAAAAUCAUGAUGAUGAACUUGACGAUAAGACCAAUGUAGCUGUUGAUACAUUAACUAUGUUCCUUCAUAAACAUUCGUUAAUACAUAAAGUGCCAAUCAUAGGCAGGAAGAGUCUUCAUUAUGCAGAUGAUAUCUUGCCACUGCCAGAUGCAGAUAAACCGUUAGGAAUCUCAAUGUUAAUGGCAGAAGCAAACGAGAGCAUGGGCUACAUGAGUCCACAGGAAUUGUGA
Molecule: messenger RNA, 3567 nt
Organism: Maudiozyma barnettii
Lineage: Eukaryota; Fungi; Ascomycota; Saccharomycetes; Saccharomycetales; Saccharomycetaceae
Gene: CAF130
Product: CCR4-NOT core subunit CAF130
Exons: 1
Coding region: 1-3567 (1188 amino acids)
Source: RefSeq, a predicted model, not a curated record